AUGAAAAAUGCCACAAGAAAUUUCUCUGAAAAACUUGGAGAAGGAGGUUUCGGCUCUGUUUUCAAAGGGACAGUGCGAGGAACCUCUAUGGUGGUUGUCAAAAAGCUGAAGGGCCUUGGACAAGGGGAGAAGCAAUUCCGAGCGGAAGUGCAGACCAUUGGAAUGAUUCAACACAUCAAUCUUGUCCGUUUAUUUGGAUACUGUGCUGAGGGAAGUAAAAGGUUGCUAGUAUACGAGUACAUGGAGAAUGGAUCUUUGAACUCUCAUCUGUUUUCAAAGAGUUCUAUAAAAUUAAUCUGGGAGAUCUGGUACCGCAUAGCACUUGGAACAGCAAGAGGCUUGGCUUAUUUGCAUGAAGAGUGCAAGGAUUGCAUCAUACACUGUGACAUGAAGCCGGACAAUGUACUCCUUGAUGCAGAUUUCUGUCCCAAGAUUGCAGACUUUGGUAUGGCAAAACUUCUCGGCCGAGAUUUCAUCAGGGCACUGACGACAAUGCGGGGGACCAUCAGAUAUCUUGCACCGGAGUGGAUCUCAGGUCUUCCAAUCACACGUAAGUCGGAUGUUUACAGCUAUGGAAUGAUGCUUCUUGAAAUCAUAUCAGGGCGAAGGAAUUCAGAGAAAAUUAAGGAGGGAAUUACCUCCUUUCCCAUCUUUGCUGCACUGAAGGUGAAUGAGGGGGACAUUAUGUGCCUGUUGGAUAGUAGGCUGGAGGGCGACUCAGACAUGGAGCAGCUGGACAGAGCUUGCAGAGUGGCAUGCUGGUGUAUUCAAGAUGCAGAGGAUCACAGGCUGACAAUGGGGCAAGUUGUUUACAUGCUAGAUGGUGUUCUGGAUGUCGAAAUACCUCCUGUUCCGAGGUAA
Aegilops tauschii subsp. strangulata is the source of this 861-nucleotide messenger RNA. Its product is annotated as G-type lectin S-receptor-like serine/threonine-protein kinase At2g19130. Gene Ontology annotation, biological process: protein phosphorylation. Lineage: Eukaryota; Viridiplantae; Streptophyta; Magnoliopsida; Poales; Poaceae. Gene Ontology annotation, molecular function: ATP binding; protein kinase activity. The record is from RefSeq and is a predicted model, not a curated record.